CAGCACACCACCCUCUCACUCAACUCUCAUUUCUAGACUCUCUCUCUCUCUCUCUCAACAGUUUCUCUCUCUAAAGAUCUUCACCGAAAGUUUGGGAAAUUUCUAUCAGAUCUUCAAUUCUCAUCUUUGGCUUUCUGUUCUGUUGGAGUUUUAUCAGAUUAUUACACUUAUCGAUUAGGUCCCCUUUCUUGUUUUUUUCCUUUUAACGAGUUCAUUGCCAUUGGAGUCCAUUUAUGAUACUCAUUUGGGAAUAGAGAAGGAUAGCAACAUGCCGUGGGCUUCUUCUUUUGUGAAUUAUAGCAGAAACUGUGUUCGUUUGGUGGUCUUCUUUCGUGUUAUACUGUAAUUUAGUUUGCGUUGGCAAAUCCUCUUUUAUUUUUGAAGCAACAACUGUAUUAGCUCUGGUUUUAAUUUAAAAGCAGUUUGAGGAGUGAGAAUGUACAUUGCCGUAACCAUAAAGAGGUAUCGAGCUGUGAAGGAAGUAGGGAAGAUUAAAAUGAGCGUUGGGAUUACUACAUAUUACCAAGUGAUGCAAGUUUGUCAGGCUGAAUAUUUCCGACAAUUGCUUAAGCCUGUUACGUAGUCUGGCAAUACAAAGUUCUCUGGGAUUAGGUUUUUUGGGACGGAUUGCUCUCUAGUUGUGUUUAUACAAAAGAAGGCAAUGAUAAUGGUAAACUGUUUGAUUCGGUAGUUGUUCGUUUAGAAUAGACAGAUUGUUAUGCAGGAUGGCAAUACAUUGAUUUGCUAGAAAGUCUUUUUGUCAGUUUAGGAACCUUCUUCUAAUUGAAAGCCAAAUAAUUGCCAAAACAAAGCCAAAAAAACAUCAUUUCUUGAACUUUUUGAUUGAAGGCAGGCUUCUGAUGCAGAGUGACCAACAUUUUCGUCGUAAAAAAGCAGUGCCCCACUUUGCUAAUCAAAGGGGUAAUAAUUAUAUGCAUGUUCCAGUUGCAUCAUCCUUCCCUGCAGCUCCACCUCCAGCUGCUAAGCAUUUGAUGCCUGUUCAUGGCAUUGAAUUUCAACCUUCUGAAGUUUGCCCAAAGAAUUUCAUUAUUUUCGAUCAGACUGAUCAUCGAAGCCAAAUUAUGUUCCAUCCUACAGUUGCCCACAGAUUCAAUGGUCCCGGCUUGAAUAUGCAUGCAAGCUACUUUCAAGAGAAUUAUGAGAGAGAAGCAGUUGAUGAUACUGGAAGAGAGAUGUCUUCUCUGAAAGAGGAUUCAGAUGAUAUAGAUGCAUUAUUGAGCUUGGAAGAGGAGGAACAAGAUGAAUGUGAUGAGGAAGAAGUCAGCACUGCACGAACUUAUGGAAAUUAUGGGAGUAGCUCCCCUGAUUCUUGCUCGACCUAUGGUUCUAAACCAAGGAAAACUGGAUCUUCUUCUGUUCAGAAAUCUCCUGGCAGUGGUAGCAGCUGUAGCACUGAAAGGAAAAGGCAGAAAAUGAAGAAGAUGGUGAAAGCACUGAGAGGAAUAGUACCUGGCGGUGACCAAAUGAAUACUGUUACUGUUCUUGAUGAAGCUGUUAGGUAUCUCAAGUCUCUCAAAGUUGAGGUACAGAAGAUUGGAGUUGGGAAUCUCAAGAACUAAACUAAAUCUGGUAGUUAACUCUAUUUUCUAAGAUAGAGGUAAUCAUGAAGCAAUUAAGUUUCCCCUUGCUCUUUGCUGGAUGUUAUUAGUAGAAUAAUGAUGGCAGCUAUUCGGCACUUGUGCUUGCAUUAAAGAUUCCAAUUAUAUAUCGAUUGCUGCGAACUGAGAUAUUAGUCCCAGAUAUGUGUUAAAUAUCUCUGUAAACUCUGUUUCCAUGUAUUCUGUAUUUAAGGGUGGCUUUGUAGUUGAGUAUGCAAUACUCUCUUGUACUUGCAGGUGUCUGUUGGGCUUGUUUGUACUACUUCUUAGAUGCUGUGUUGUAUUGUACUCAAUAAAUCUAUUAAACUCUUCCUUUUGUC
Molecule: messenger RNA, 1939 nt
Organism: Ricinus communis (castor bean)
Lineage: Eukaryota; Viridiplantae; Streptophyta; Magnoliopsida; Malpighiales; Euphorbiaceae
Product: transcription factor bHLH144
Exons: 4
Coding region: 861-1580 (239 amino acids)
Molecular function (GO): protein dimerization activity
Source: RefSeq, a predicted model, not a curated record